Molecule: messenger RNA, 4003 nt
Organism: Otolemur garnettii (small-eared galago)
Lineage: Eukaryota; Metazoa; Chordata; Mammalia; Primates; Galagidae
Exons: 3
Coding region: 1522-2439 (305 amino acids)
Source: RefSeq, a predicted model, not a curated record
AUGUGAGACUCUGUCUCUAAAAAAAACAAAAACCAAGCAACCUCGAAUUCCUUUCCUUGGAAUAAGGAGGAGGCAAGACUUAAGAGGAUCAGCAGUGCCUGAGGCUGGGGUGAGGGAAGGAUGAGCAGUAGAGCCCGGGUGUUGAGGGCAGUGAAGCCCCUGUGGGCUGGUGGACGUGUGUCACUGCACAGCACCCAAACCCACAGGACAGGAUGCACAGUGUGAGGACGAGCCCUGAUGCCAGCUGUGAACAGGGCUCUGAUGUGUCAGGGGAGGCUCAUCAGCUGUGACAAACUACCUCUGGUGGGAUAUGUUGGUAGUGGGGGAGGCAGUGCCUGGGGACAGGGGUAGAUGGGAGAUCUCUGAACCUUCUGCUUAGUUUUUGGGGGAACCCCAACUGCUAUAAAAUGUACAGUCUUCACAAAAAGGACUGGGGCUGAGAGAGGGACUGAGCUCAGGCCUGGGUCUGUGUGGCCCCCUCUGGGGACGGUGUCCUGCACAGGCUGGUGCAUGGUAACUCCUGGCUUUGUGCAGUGCACAACCUAGGCAACUGUCAGGGUGGCUUGUACAGUUGUGGAUAUAGACCAUGGGCUGCAAGUGACCAAGGAUGGUCCCAGCUCCCCGACCCAAUGCCAGGUGGCCUCAGGUAAACUACAGAGCCUCUCUUUCCUAAGAGUCUUCUGAGUACCAAGUUUCUUUCUAGGCUAACAUCCCAGGAGAUAAAACACCUUCUGAGUCAUUAGAGUUGCAGCUAACCACAGCUGGCACUUUUAUUAAAGGGGUGGCAGCCUGUGGAGGGGGAGCAGGAAGGCUCUGGAGUGGUUUUCCUGAUGAGCUGAUGGUCACCCCUCCUGGGAGGACUUAGCAAUGUCUUCCAGGUUGAAGCAGGCUAGCUGGGGUUGAUGGCCAGGCUUGGGGACAGCCCCCAGGGCUGCUCUCCUCCGGCCAAAGCGGCCCACGGGCCUGAUCCCGCGACCUCUGUACCAGGCAGGGUUGAUGUUGGUGGCUGGAAAGGAAAGAGUGAGAGUGGCCCUUGGGCUCGAGGCCCCACGGUGUGAGUUUGCUCCCUGAGGUGGCAGGGCGGGUGCACACACUCAGAGCUCCACACAGGGCCUCUCCCAGUCUCCAGGCCACCCUGGGACCCACACGUGGAACAGGUACCCGAGGUCUGGUGAGGUUAUUUCCGGGUGUGGGGUGGGGUAGCUUUGGGAGGCAGGAAGAUGAAAGCUCACCAGGAUCAACUUCUUUUCCUACCCCCCCCCACCCGGCUGGGCUCUCCGGUGACCACGGAUGCGGCUGAGUUGGGGGUGCCCAGUGGGGUGCUCACCGUGAGUCUCCAUGGAGGGCUGGUGGGUGCGAUGUGCAGCCACCUGCAGGGUAAGGCCCAGCAGCAGCAGACACAGGAGCCAGGCCCUGGGUACCUUCAUCUCCCUCGAUCCUCAGGGGUGGCUGUUGAGCAGGGAUGAAGUGAGAUGCUCAGGAGCACGUCAGCAUCUGCUGGGCUAGGUCACAUCUGCAUGAAUGCAUGGUCACCAGGGAGACCCGGUGAGGCAUGUGCUGGGCUCGGUCACAUCUGCAUGGGUGCAUGGUCACCAGGGAGACCCUGAGAGAUGUGUAUUGGGCUUGGUCGCAUCUACAUGGAUACAUGGUCACCAGGGAGACCCCGUGAGGUGUGUGCUGGGCUCGGUCACAUCUGCAUGGAUACAUGGUCACCAGGGAGACCCCGGGAGAUGUGUGCUGGGCUCGGUUGCAUCUGCAUGGAUGCAUGGUCACCAGGGAGACCCCGUGAGAUGUGUGCUAGGCUCGGUCACAUCUACAUGGAUGCAUGGUCACCAGGGAGACCCCGUGAGAUGUGUGCUGGGCUCGGUCACAUCUGCAUGGAUGCACGGUCACCAGGGAGACCCCGUGAGGCGUGUGCUGGUCUCCGUCACAUCUGCAUGGAUGCACGGUCACCAGGGAGACCCCGGGAGACGUGUGCUGGGCUCGGUCACAUCUGCAUGGAUGAACGGUCACCAGGGAGACCCCGGGAGACGUGUGCUGGGCUCGGUCACAUCUGCAUGGAUGAACGGUCACCAGGGAGACCCCGGGAGAUGUGUGCUGGGCUCGGUCACAUCUGCAUGGAUGCACGGUCACCAGGGAGACCCCGUGAGGCGUGUGCUGGGCUCAGUCACAUCUGCAUGGAUGCACAGUCACCAGGGAGACCACAGGAGGCAUGUGUUCUCCAUAGGUAUAGAGAUGGGCUGUCUGCCUGCCUGUGUGGGGGAAUGGGGAGUGGGGCAGCCUCUGAUGGCUGUGUGUGUUGGACACCCAGGUGGUCAGGCAUGUGAAGAAUUGGAAGUAAGGGAGAGUGAGGGGGCUGGGGAUACUGGCUCUGGAGUAGGUUGGAGGGCUAGGAUCCAGGCCACAGUUCUUUCCCAAGCUCAUCCCAGGACCUCCUGAUUCCCACUCCCAACCUGCCAACCCUGCCCUGCAGGAGGACAUUAUCGGACAGUCAGCAAUUUAGGGUGAGUCCACAUCCUCUGUCCUCAUAAGCCCACUCACCCUCGCCACAACCCCAGACCCAGUCUGCCCAGGCCACAAGUUAAACCUACAGGCAAUGGGAGGAAGGGCUGCGUGGACAGGCUGUACCCAGGGGACCCACCUUUACCCUGCGGGUGUGGACUGCUGACCUGCCUAGACCCGGUACCCUGGCUGCAGGAGACGCCCUGCCCACUCCACCCUUGGCACUUCAGGUGCCAUUGGAAGGUACCCAAGAACCCCCAUCUGUUUCAGGGGACCUCCUGCCCACAGUGACUGUCUCUCCCCUCCUGGGGCCCCAUGGAAAGUGCUCUCCCUCGCGGAAGGUUCCUGUCUGUUCUGCUUCUUUCUAGGGACCUGUGGGUGUGCCACCCGGGCUGGGGUGCGGAUCCCUAACAGAGAGGAAAUGGAGGUGCCACCUUGAACAGCAGUAGAGAUGCACCGGUUUUUACUUGUCCCCCAGGAGGGGACCUAUGCCAGGCGAGGGGCAUCUCAGAAUGUUAGCAGUACUGGGUUCUGGAUCCCCAGAGUUGGAGAGCCUGAGACUUUUGCUGCCAGCCCAGUGGGGUUUCUGGGUCCUGCACUGAGAGCAGAGCUGAACUAGCCGUCUGACAUCUCCACCAAGGACAGUGUUGGAGUGCAGUGGAUCUCAAAGGGAAGGGUGGGCCCUGGACUCCCAGCCCCCAGGAGCAGUUGCUGCAGCCCAGCCGGCUCAGGGCCAGCUCUGGCUGACAGGAGAGCAGGCAGGGUCUCUGGUAAAUCUCGAGUCAUGCCCAGGCGUGCUGCAUGUCCCCACAUGUGCUACUCACCGCGAUCUCCUCUCCGAGUGUGGCAGAAGCGCUGUCCUGGCUCACACAGUGGGGCCAGGCCGGAGCCCCUCCCCUUAUUUUAUAGCCCUACAGAGGAUACAUGGACGCCCCCAGACGCCCUCCCCAAGCCCGUCUGCUGUCCUUGAUCGUAUCCACCUCCUGCACAGGGUGGCAUCAGGAGAGGCCUUUAUUUUAUUUUAUUUUUAAAACUCAUCAGCGACGUGAUUUGUUCCUUCCUGGAUUAUAUAAUUUCAUUUGGGCCAAGUGGUUUUAAAACACAUUAGUCUCCCUCCUUCACGCUCGCCUUCGGGCAGACCGCAGAGUCGAGUGUCACCUGGUCCAUCCAAGUGCGGAGCUGCCAGCCGCACCUUAACAGGACCGUGUCCCUGCAGGCGCUGCUCCCCCCUUUCCCUUCCUCCUCUUCUUUGAGACUUGGUGCUCAAGGGAAAGGUGAGAAGAAAAAGUCACCUAAACCUACUGCUUUUUCUCGAGUCUUGUAACCUGUCUGGGUCUUUGUUCUUUCUCCCCCCGGCUGCUGUGACGACGCGCACACCAUGUUCAUCCUGAUGCUAUAACUUACAAUUUCCCAAGGCUUUUGCAGUCUUCAAUUUACACUUAACAUAAACACAUUUUUUAUUAUUAUAGAGCAAGUUUAGCUGGGAGUUGUGGUGGGCGCC